Molecule: messenger RNA, 2229 nt
Organism: Microbotryum saponariae
Lineage: Eukaryota; Fungi; Basidiomycota; Microbotryomycetes; Microbotryales; Microbotryaceae
Source: the annotation of a GenBank genome assembly
AUGGCCACUGCUUCCUCCUCCUCCUCCUCCUCCUCCUCCUCCUCCUCGUCGUCGUCGCCGUUGCUGCCCGCGUCCGAGGCGUUGGCGCACCUCAAAACCUACGCGCAGCCCGAUGGCCUCUCGCUGCGUUCCUUGAUGGACUCGCAAGAGCAUGGAGGCCUGACCUACAACGACUUCCUCGUCCUGCCCGGCCACAUUGACUUCCCUUCCAAUGCGGUCAGCCUCGAGAGUCGUAUCACGAGGAAGACGGUGCUCAAGACGCCCUUCCUCUCGUCGCCCAUGGACACCGUCACCGAGACCGAGAUGGCCAUCGCCAUGGCUGUGAGUUUCCAUCGAAAUACACUCGACUUGGCUCCUCGACAAGAUCAUGGUGACUGACCUUGCCAUCUACUCCUACACCGCGCUAUUGGCUCUCCCUACGACGCGACUUUUUCCACGGCACCCUCGUCCCGACUCCUCGCGACUCUUGACUCUCCGCUUACCGUCAUGCCCAGUUGCUCGGCGGAGUGGGUGUCAUCCACCACAACCUUCCUCCUCAGAUGCAGGCCGAGAUGGUUCGCGCCGUCAAGAAGUGUGUCAAAGUCCCCCACCCUUUCGGCGCGUCUGACCGAAAAGCUUUCAUGAAUUCGAGAACUGACAUCUCGCGUUCGUAUGUAUCCAGGUUCGAGAACGGCUUCAUCACCGACCCCGUCGCGCUCUCGCCCAACAACACCGUCGCUGACGUCUGGGACAUCAAGGACCGAUUCGGAUUCUGCGGCAUCCCCAUCACCGGUGAGUGCAUAUCCCAUCGAGACCGUCCUGGGUCCUAUCGCCCUUCCUUCCCGGCGCCACGUCAGGUCGAGCAACCGGCCGAAAAAUGAUGUACAACCAAUUCAUUUCCUUCGUUCUACCGAAAUCGAGUUUGAUCGCUCAUUCAAAAACCAUGUGGAAACAUUGAAUACGCCUUGAUCGGCUCUACUGAUUCUUCACCAUCGAUGCUCAUCGACAACACAAAAUACGCCUACCGCGCUCCGCUUCCUUAUUGUUGACGGAGCACGCACUGACACAACAAAGGCAACGCGUCUGCAUCUCUCGUUUGCAGAGACUGGAAAGCUCAACAGCAAGCUUGUCGGCAUCGUCACUGCUCGCGACAUCCAGUUCCGACCCAACUCGGCAAAGCUGUCGACGGUCAUGACCACUGGUGAUGAGCUCGUCGUCGCCAAGUCCGGCGUCACCCUCGAGCAGGCCAACACCAUCUUGCGCGACUCCAAGAAGGGCAAGUUGCCCAUCGUCGACACCGAAGGCCGACUCGUCGCUCUGCUCGCGCGAUCUGACCUGCUCAAAAACAAGGACUACCCUUUGGCGUCCAAGAAGCCCGAGUCCAAGCAGCUCAUCUGCGCCGCCGCCAUCGGCACCCGUGGCCCCGACCGCGAGCGCCUGCGCUUGCUUGUCGAGGCCGGAUUGGACGUUGUCGUGCUCGACUCGUCGCAGGGCAACUCGUCGUACCAAAUUGAGAUGAUCCGAUGGAUCAAGGGCGAGUUUCCCGACCUCGAGGUCGUGGCCGGCAACGUAGUCACACGUGAGCAGGCUGCGGCCCUCAUCGACGCCGGUGCCGAUGGUUUGCGAGUUGGCAUGGGCUCCGGAUCCAUCUGCAUCACCCAAGAAGUGACGGCCGUCGGUCGACCCCAAGGAACGGCUGUUUUCGCCGUCGCCGAGUUCGCGCGCAAGUUUGGCGUCCCUGUCAUCGCCGAUGGAGGUAUCAGCAACGUAGGCCACAUCGCCAAGGCGCUCGCACUCGGCGCCUCGGCCGUCAUGAUGGGCGGUCUUUUGGCCGGUACGACCGAGUCACCCGGAGAGUUCUUCUAUAAUGAGGGCAAGCGGUUGAAGAAGUACCGCGGUAUGGGCUCGAUCGACGCCAUGGACGCCGGAACGGUCAAGGACAAGCGAGCCCAGGCGACCGCCGACAUCGACAACGCCGCGACGUCGCGUUACUUCUCCGAAGGGGACGCCGUUCGCGUCGCGCAAGGAGUCGCCGGUGCCGUGCAAGACAAGGGCUCGCUGCGCAAGUUCAUCCCUUACCUGCACGCCGGAUUGCAGCACUCGUUGCAAGACAUGGGUACGCGAUCGAUCGCCGAGAUGCAAGAUCGUGCUUAUUCGGGCGAGUUGAGGUUCGAGCUGCGCACUGCGAGUGCCCAGGUCGAGGGUGGGGUUCACGGUCUGCACUCGUUCGAGAAGCGCCUCUUCUCAUAG